Messenger RNA from Prunus avium (sweet cherry), 1958 nucleotides. RefSeq lists its product as uncharacterized. NCBI's taxonomy places the organism in Eukaryota, Viridiplantae, Streptophyta, Magnoliopsida, Rosales, Rosaceae. The record is from RefSeq and is a predicted model, not a curated record.
UGAUACAUUAAAUGGUCUAAACUCUCUGCUUAUUAGAAAACAAAAACAAUAUGGUAGAAUUAACAAAACCCUAAUAUGAUUUAGCAUUGAGUGCCUUAUCAGUGAUGAAAGAGCUCCAAGGCAAAAAGGGGAAAGUGGCCUAAAAGAAAUGGAAGGAGUGAGGACAAAGGAUGGGGCAUGGUUUAGGUGCCCAACUUUAACAAAAGUGGUAUAGUGCUUAAAGCCAAGGCAACAAAAUAAAUGAUUUUGUGUCCAUAUAAACUUUUGGCUGAGGGCAUAAAUGAACAGGUAAGACUUUGGCAGAUGAUCACAGUUACCAACAACAUACUCUGAAGUACAGAGGCAGUGUCACCUGUAAAUGAAAUAUCUCCCACCUGGUAUUGAGCAAAGACACUACUGUUUUUGGUUUUCUAAACAUUGACUCUGGCAUCUGUGUUUUUGCCAAGUUUAGAUUCUCCACCAGAAAAUAAAAAGAAGGGACAUUUCAAGUUUUCUUUUUUUUCUUAGGAUUUUAUCAAAAAGGGCAGAGUUGAAUUUUGAAGAGGCGGAAAGUGGCUCUUGAGUAGAGUUGAAUAUAUAGUUGGGGGAGAGUGGCUCUUGAGUACAGUUGAAUACUGAAGAUUGAGAUCAAGAAUUCGCUGCAUUGAAAGACCAAGUAGAAAGACAAUGAUUGCUGCUAGCAAGGAAGAUGGAAAAUGGAGGAAGAUGGAAGGAGAUGGUGGUUUGAGGACAUUGGAGUGCCUAAGAGGAAGACUGCUUGCAGAGAGACAAGCUUCAAGGGUUGCAAAAGAGGAUGCAGAACUCAUGGGAAAGAAGAACAGUUGAUGGAGCUAAAGAACCAGCUCAAUGAAGAAAUCAAAUUGAAGGACAGAGCUGAAAAGAAGCUCAAAUUUUUGAAGAGAAAGCUUGAAUCUUUGAAAAUUUCCUCCACAUCAGUAGAAUCCCAACAGUCAAGUUCCUCCAAAAACAGUGAAAUAUCUUGCAGUCAAUCCACUACUACUUCAUCAGCAGGCUCCAAUGACCCAGAAGCCCAUGAACCCAAAUCCAAAGUUACAGAGUCAGAAACCUCAGAAAAUUUUGAUCGAAGUGUAGCAGACACCACCACAUCUGAGCAAAGCCAUGAAAGUCUCUUCACUGAAGAAAACACAACUGCUCAAAGUACCAGUGCUUCCAGUUCCAGUUCAAGUUCUAGCAUAAGAUGUCCUUCCCCAGAAGGGUUUUGCCACAACCCAACUCACAAAUCUGAAGAUUCAAAGAUUGAUGAAAAUAGUUAUUCAAACAUAAAUUCUUCAAUGGCAGAGAUUGAGAAUUAUGAGAAUGGUCACUUGGAUUAUGUUGAUAAUACACUUGCAUUAGUACCUGUCGGUAUGCCUGCUACCUGUUACACCAGCACUGAAUCGAAGCCACUUAGUGAAAGUGUUAGACAGGUUCUUGAUGCUCUCAGGAAUAUCAGAGAAAAUCUUCAAAGCUCAAUGGAGAAAAGAAGUAUAAUUAGAGCUGGCCUAAUUGAUCAAACUCAAACAUGCAAAGAGUAAUAAUUAAUAAAUAUGUAUACAUCCCUUUUAUAUGAAAUAAUUAGUACUAUAUACAAGUAUAUUAAAUGAAUUAAUAUUUGUGUAUGUGGGUAAUAAAGUUAAUUCAACUGGGCAAAUUCACUCACAGAGAGCAUGUGAAUUUGUGGGGUUUGAUGUCCCCAUUGGUGCUUGGAUCUGGGUCCCAACUUUUGGCCAUAUUCUUCUUUUGGUUUUCUCUAAUUAACUUUUGUAGCUUGAGUGAAAAUUGAAUUUUGGGAGGUGGUUGGAUAUGGCAGCUUGAUUCAUGUGACCUGCAUAUCUUAAGAUUUUAUUGUUGAGAUUUGGCCUUAGCUCUCUACAUUUGUUGGCUUGGUCUCUGGUCUGCUAGCAAAUCAAUUUGAAUUUUGACACAUGUAUAAGAGAGCCUGUAUGAUGAUUUGAAUA